AGGAGCAAUGCGCGUAUCGUAAUCUCUCCUCCCCCUUCUCCUCUCCGCUCCGCUCCAUCUCUCUCAACCCUCUCUCUCCCUCUCUCUUAUAUUGAAAUUGUCCAGUGUAGAACAUGAUCACAGAACACCGCUUCAGUAUUGCUGCACAUUGUCGGGCAUUUCGCAAAAGCCGAUCACUUGAAACAGAAUAAGCAGACAUAAAGGAAAGGACUUCAGAGUCCCACAUUAUAUUUUUAAAGGUGGACCAACACUUAAAAAAAAAAAGAUCGUCCGUUUGCGCGUGUUGAGCGUUGCAACCUAGCUAGGUGUUUAAUAACUAUAACAGUCUAACUACAGUAUCAAGUAGCUAUGCAUAUGCACGUUAUAAUGCGCGCGAGCAUUGGAUUAGUCGGUUUGUGUCUGGUCGCCUUUGUCCAACAGCCAGCUCGCGCUUCAGGAAGCAAAUCCACUCAAGAUGUGGACGAGUGUGCAGAGCAAAUUGACAACUGCAGCACCGAUGCCAUCUGCCAGAAUACACUCAAGUCAUACAAAUGCAUCUGCAAGUCGGGCUACAAGGGGGAUGGCAAGCACUGCGAAGAUUUAGACGAGUGUGCGAGUGAGUACAACGGCGGCUGUGUCCAUGACUGCAUCAACAUCCCGGGGAACUACAGGUGCACAUGCUAUGACGGAUUCCGCCUUGCACACGACGGACACAACUGCCUCG
Salvelinus sp. IW2-2015 is the source of this 703-nucleotide messenger RNA. Its product is annotated as signal peptide, CUB and EGF-like domain-containing protein 3. The record is from RefSeq and is a predicted model, not a curated record. Lineage: Eukaryota; Metazoa; Chordata; Actinopteri; Salmoniformes; Salmonidae. Gene Ontology annotation, biological process: signal transduction. Gene Ontology annotation, molecular function: calcium ion binding. Gene Ontology annotation, cellular component: cell surface.